Oryzias melastigma (Indian medaka) is the source of this 1769-nucleotide messenger RNA. Its product is annotated as zinc finger BED domain-containing protein 1. The transcript has 6 exons. NCBI's taxonomy places the organism in Eukaryota, Metazoa, Chordata, Actinopteri, Beloniformes, Adrianichthyidae. The record is from RefSeq and is a predicted model, not a curated record. The coding region runs from base 569 to 1396 and encodes 275 amino acids.
GGAGGCAGGGAAAAGUAAAAUGUCGCAGGAGAGGAUGGACGAAUGUCACAGAGCAGUGACAAAAUUCGUGGUAAAAGGUUUGCACCCGUUUUCCACAGUAGAUGCUCCUGAUUUUCGGUAAGUGAUAAGUGAGUACAGUUGUUAAAUUAUAGUCUAACCCAGGGAAUGUCAAAGUUGUUCUCCUCUAACCAGAUGUUUCGCUCAUAUUUUUUAGAGAGAUGACAAAGAUUCUCAACCCCAAGUACACAGCUCCAAGCAGAGACACUUUAAGCAAUCACUUGAUCCCUGCUUGGUAUGGGGUUGAUAAAGCCAAUUUAUUUCCGAGCUUAAACCUGUGUCAAAGGCAGCCAUCACUGCUGAUGGGUGGACAAGUUUCAGCCAGGACCAUUACCUCACUGUAACACUACAUUAUGUGAAGGAUGGCCAGGCUCAAGAAAAGGUUCUCAAAACCAAGGCAGUAUACCAAGCACAGACAGGGACAGCUGUAGCAGAGGAGAUUGAUGGGAUAUUGGAGGAGUACGGUGUCGGAGAAAAGAUUGUGGCAGCCACUGUUGACAAUGCUGGAAAUAUGGAUGUAGCUAUUAAAAAACUAAAUAUUAUUAAGUUUCCAUGUUUUGCACACACCCUGAACCUUGGGGCACAGAAGCUCUAUCACUGCCCUGCCAUCUCCAACUGGGAGGCAAGAAUUCGCUCCGUUAUCCUAUGGCUGAAGAGGUCCCACAUGGCAAAAGUGGUCCUUAAGGAGAAGCAAGACUUGCUCAAGCUGCCCAAGCAUAUGCUCCUCCUAGAUGUAAAGACCAGGUGGAACUCUCUUUAUCUGAUGAUGGAAAGAUUCUGUGAGCAGUUUUCUGCCAUCCAGGCUACGGCCAUUGACCCAAGAAUCAGAAAGUCUAUGGAAAAGGAAAGACUGGCUAAAAUGGGCAACGACGACCUGAGAAAAGCAGAGGAAUUUGUGCUGCUCAUGCGGAAGCACUACUAUUCCACACUGGCUGUCUCCAGUGACAAAAGUCCAACCUGUGGUGAGAUUCUGCCCAUUCUGCAAAAACUGCAGCAACACUACACCGUACGUGAAGAUGACUCUCCCUUCACAAGGAGCAUAAAGGAAAACAUUUGGAAAGAUCUUUCCAAACGUUACCAGGACACUGAUGUCCAGAGAUUUCUAGAGGAGGCCACCAUCAUGGACCCACGUUUUAAAUCCAAAGUAGAGAAUGGUGAUGUCUGGGAAAGGAUCAGGAAUGCAGCAAUAGCAUCACACACAGAAGCAGCAGCAGAUGAGCUCCCAGAGCAAGAAGAAACACAGAAGGAAGGGUUCGAUGAGGAAGAAGAAGUCUACGUGCCACCUGUAAAGCUAAAGAAAACUGCUUUGGAGGAGCUCUUUGAAGAGGAAGACAAAUAGCUGCAGUCAUUCCAGCAACGGCAACCCAUUCUUUCCCUGGCACAGAGAGUCGAGCAGGAGAUCCAGCUGUACAGAAGUUUGGCCCCAAUCCCCUGCAAGGAUAACGCUACCCUUUGGUGGUGGAGCAAGAGAGAAACUCUGCCCCUGCUUUCAGGACUGGCUGAAAGUUUUCUAUGUGUUCAGGCAUCUUCCACCCCAUCAGAGAGGGUGUUCUCCACAGCUGGAGACACCAUAAGUCCUGAAAGAUCCAGAAUCUUACCAGAAAAAGCAGAUAUGCAAAUGUUUCUGCAAAAAAAUUGUUAGUGUUGAUGGUCCUCAGUUGGGCCUCUCAUAAGAUCUCACUGUUAGUUUUGUAAAGUCAUGUAACUAUAAC